AUGUCAACCUCAUCAGCUCCGCUGUUGGAUCCUUUACAGCAACAACAGCCGCCGCCCACGGAGAUGGCACAGCAAGCCUACACCGGGCAUUCGGGUCACGGGUCGGUGGGGCCCGUCAUCGGAGUUCUUGCGGUCAUAACCAUACUGGGAGCUAUAGCUGUGAUGAUUGGGCGGCUGUGUUCGGGUCGGGGAAUACGGGGCCACGCCCAGUACGAUUUUGAAAGCUGGGUUGAGACUAAAUGCGCUUCUUGCAUUGAUGGGCGGGUGGAGCACCACCCUCCUCGCCGAGUGGUGGUGGAGCAUACUACUGUCUCAGAGAGGACUGAGGCGGCGGCGCCGGAAGAGGUAGCUACGGGGAAUCACCAGCAACAACAGGAGCAGCAGAGAUGA
This is a messenger RNA of Sesamum indicum (sesame), 390 nucleotides long. RefSeq lists its product as uncharacterized. The record is from RefSeq and is a predicted model, not a curated record. Lineage: Eukaryota; Viridiplantae; Streptophyta; Magnoliopsida; Lamiales; Pedaliaceae.